CAGAGAGAGGCUGGCUUUGGUUUCUCCGGCGAACUCAGAUCAAGAAAACCAAGGGAAAAUGCUGUCGCUUCGAUCAGUCCUUCGUCGGAACCGGUUAAUAGCUUCGGCUCUGCUACCGCAGUCUUGUUUCUACUCUACUCUUUCAGUUGCAGCUGUCGAAGCUGAAAGGAGUAUUAGGGAAGGUCCGAGAAAUGAUUGGACGCGGGAAGAAAUCAAAUCCAUCUACGAUUCUCCUGUUCUUGAUCUCCUCUUCCACGGAGCUCAAGUCCACAGGCAUGCUCAUAACUUCAGGGAAGUGCAGCAGUGCACCCUCCUUUCCAUCAAGACUGGUGGAUGUAGUGAGGAUUGUUCAUAUUGUCCGCAGUCUUCAAGGUAUAAUACUGGAGUCAAGGGGCAGAAGCUUAUGACCAAGGAUGCUGUAAUGGAGGCAGCAAAAAGGGCAAAAGAGGCUGGUAGUACACGUUUUUGCAUGGGUGCUGCCUGGAGAGACACAGUAGGGAGGAAGACCAACUUCAACCAAAUUCUUGAAUAUGUAAAAGAAAUUAGGGAUAUGGGGAUGGAGGCUUGUUGCACCCUAGGAAUGCUUGAAAAGCAACAGGCUCUUGAACUCAAAAAGGCAGGUCUUACAGCUUAUAAUCAUAACCUUGAUACCUCAAGAGAAUAUUACCCAAGCAUUAUCACCACAAGGUCAUAUGAUGAGCGCUUGGAGACCCUUCAGUAUGUCCGUGAAGCAGGAAUUAAUGUCUGUUCAGGGGGAAUUAUUGGACUUGGAGAAGCAGACGAGGACCGAGUUGGUUUGCUGCAUACAUUGGCAACACUCCCCACUCAUCCAGAGAGUGUUCCCAUCAAUGCCUUGCUUGCAGUGAAAGGCACACCUCUUCAAGAUCAGAAGCCGGUUGAAAUAUGGGAGAUGAUUCGGAUGAUUGCCACUGCACGUAUAGUCAUGCCAAGAGCAAUGGUCAGGCUGUCAGCUGGCAGAGUUCGCUUCUCCAUGCCUGAGCAAACCUUGUGCUUUCUUGCUGGUGCAAAUUCAAUCUUCACUGGUGAGAAGCUGUUGACGACUCCCAACAAUGAUUUUGAUGCGGACCAACAAAUGUUCAAAAUCCUUGGAUUGAUUCCAAAACCUCCAAGCUUUUCUGAAGAUAAAGAAAAUAAUUUGGAGGAAGAGACUUGUGCAGAAGCUCUUUCCAGUUCAAGCUGAGAGUUCAAAGUCCAGAAAUGUUUUUGUGACUUUAUUCUAGCACAUUUUAGGAACCAUUGUUGUGUGGAAUUACCGUACAAUAGAAUGCUGUUUGUAUUUGUAGCAUUCCAUUCUUCAUCAUAAACUUGAAUUAUGUAUCUCUAAGUCCUUGACUAAAUUGAAAGAUUGGUAGUCAUUGUAUAAGCUAAGUUCUCACAAUUUUCUCCGAUAAAUAGAUGAAAAUAUAUUUUUCAGAAAUAAUCAGCAAUCAGUGAU
This is a messenger RNA of Rubroshorea leprosula, 1456 nucleotides long. The record is from the annotation of a GenBank genome assembly. Lineage: Eukaryota; Viridiplantae; Streptophyta; Magnoliopsida; Malvales; Dipterocarpaceae.